GCGCUUGGAAGGAGAAGGAAGGCCUCCUUGAGGCGAAAAGAUGGCGGCGAUAUGCGCCUGGCAGCAAGGGAGGAAAGGGUUGCUGCGGCUGCUGAGGCGGCAAGAAGGGCCUCUCCUGACGGGGCCCCCGGCCUUCCCUUGGGCUCCCUGCCGCCAUUACAAAAAGAAAUGGGCGACCACUGCUCCUCGGGUGCCUUCCACCAGGCUGGCUCUACAGAUCUUUGACAUGAACUAUGGGGUGCAGUUCGGCAGUCUCUGGCCUUCGAUCCGCAUCAGUCUUCUGUCGGAGCAGAAAUAUGGUGCUCUUGUCAACAAUUUUUCUGAUGCACUGCAGAUAACCCAGCAGCUGGAAGACUUGAAUGCAGUGGAUUUCAUCUGGGAAUCUAAAAAAGUAGUACAGAACCCUGAUCCUAUAGGUGAGGACAAUGCCAGUCAAUCAGCCCCUUCUCCAGAAACCAGGACUGAGCUUUCCACUCAGCAGGAGCAGCCUCUUCCUUCCAUCAGUCCCAACAUCAAGUGCUACACAUUUCCCAAAGGAGACAUCAGCAUUUUUCAUCCAGCCAGGCCAGAUGUGAUAGGAAUUCUGGGUUAUUAUCUCCUUGAUGCUGCAUCAGUUUUGCCUGUCUUGGCUCUCAAUGUACAGCCUGGUGACCUAGUCCUUGAUCUUUGUGCAGCACCAGGUGGGAAGACAUUAGCACUUCUACAGACUGCGUGUUGCCGAGAGCUGGCAGCCAAUGAUCUUUCUACUUCUCGCACCCGUCGCCUGCAUGAGGUUCUUCACAGAUACCUUCCACAAGAGCUCCAAAAAGUAGUACGGAUUACAUCGUGGGAUGGAAGGAAGUGGGGUGAGCUGGAGACAGGCACCUUUGAUAGGGUGCUUGUGGAUGUGCCAUGCACAAAUGAUCGGCACUCACUCAUAGAAGAAAAUAACAAUAUCUUUAAGCGUAUGAGAAAAGGGGAGCGUCAGAUGUUGCCCAUGCUGCAACUGGAGUUGCUUGUAGCUGGAAUUCGUGCUGCCAAGCCAAGAGGUGAAGUGAUCUACUCAACAUGCUCCUUGUCUCAGCUCCAGAAUGAGUAUGUGGUUGAGAGAGCUGUGGAGUUAUUGGCAAUUCAAUAUGACAUAGAAGUACAAGUUGAAGACUUAAGCUAUUUUCGAAGGUUGUUCCAGAGUACAUUUUCUUUCUAUCCAGAUUGCAGACUUGGGGAACUUAUCAUUCCUCACCUCACAGCUAAUUUUGGACCCAUGUAUUUUUGUAAACUGCACAGGUUAAAUUAGAAUGGACAGAGGAUGACAUGAUGGGAGAGAGAGUAUCUUUCUAGCAUUCCUUCAACAGUUGUUGCUGUUGUUGUUGUUAUUUAAAGCUGUAAUAAGUAUGUAAAUGGAUUGUAUUGAAUUACCACAAAGCUGUAAUGGAAUUUGCAAAAAAAUGGAAACUUCCUGUUUUACCAGCAACAUAUGUGGGCUUCUCUACACCUUACACGAUGCUUGUGGAUCAAGUGGAAAAGCAGUCACUGCCCAAGCAGUCUACAUGGUGGGGAAUUGUGAGAUAUAAUUUUUACAUUGGCAUUGGCCAAAAUUUGUGGACAGCUGUGUGCAAACAUUACAUAGGCGUAGGUAUGGUCAAUGCUGCUGUGUGAGUACUAUAUGUGCAUUGUGCAUUUAUGUGCCUUCAGUUUAAUAAUGCAAUUAAAAACAUACAAAAUGCAAACAUUAAAAUAGAAUUAAACUA
Sceloporus undulatus (fence lizard) is the source of this 1730-nucleotide messenger RNA. It is a transcript of the gene NSUN4, whose product is annotated as NOP2/Sun RNA methyltransferase 4. NCBI's taxonomy places the organism in Eukaryota, Metazoa, Chordata, Lepidosauria, Squamata, Phrynosomatidae. Gene Ontology annotation, biological process: rRNA methylation. Gene Ontology annotation, molecular function: methyltransferase activity. The transcript is spliced from 6 exons. Bases 41 to 1276 code for a protein of 411 amino acids. Gene Ontology annotation, cellular component: mitochondrial large ribosomal subunit. The record is from RefSeq and is a predicted model, not a curated record.